GCAAGUUAAACUCUUCUACAUUUUCUGUUGACAUUGUUGCGUCUGAUGACCAGUGCAAUACAAUCUUAAAGAAUGGUAUUACCGAUGUGGAUAGUGCGAGAAGCAACGGAUAUGAACAAAAACAGUCACUGGAUGGCUCCAGUUUGCAAGUCCCUGAAGAUAACCUAUCUUUUCGCAUCUCGGUAUUCCAACAGAUGCCAGGAACGUUGCUUAUAAAAGGAUCAUUACAGCAGAAAGAUAUCCCCCUCUCAGGAUUGUUCUCAGUAGUGUUUGGUUCGUUGGAAGAAAGUAUGAAGUCCAAAUUUUGUCGAUAACGAGUCCCACGGCACUGUUCUGACUUGAAGAAUGGCAUCCGACUGAAACUGGAUGAAAUGAAUAUAAAAGCACAUGUUCUUACACACAAAACACAAGCCUUGGUUUAAUUCCUGCGUAAACUCACCGAUACAGUGCCUCCCGACAGAGGCAAGCAGAAAUGUAUCAGCGAAAUCUUGUUGUGGAUGAAAGUGUUGCAUAGCAGACGGCUCGUGCUUUUCAACUGAUGACUUGAAAAGGCUUACCUUACGGGGAAAGAUACACACGGCCAAGUAGGAGUACCCAAAAGUAGUAGAGGAGAGAUAGAGAGAGGACUCUUUUUACUUCACGGGAUAAAGCAAGCUACUUUUGCUUUUCUCUCCAGUUUCUCUUUUUUGAUCAAUCAUCGCUUGUGAUUAAAAAUUCACUUUCUAUAUAUAGCUUAGGUGAUCCCUCAACCCUUUGAUUCAUCUGGAAAGAAAUGAAUCCUUGUGAAGAUGAAUACUUUCUCGAUCACCUGCCCAUCCACUCUAACACACCUUUACAACCUUCAAAAUCCUUGCUUUCUGAUGAUUUGCGCAGCUUCCAUCUUCUUCUUAAGUGGUGUGCGUUGGAUCACUCCAACCCUUCUGGUAAAGCUAAGUCGUAUAUGAUAUUUGUAGUCUUCACCUUACUAGUCCCUCUCAUAAAUUGUCUGUUCAUCAAAACUCCUAGAACCCGGCCUUCAUCAGUUAUGGACGCCAACUCAUUCAAUGUGCUCGUCCAGUUUCCAGAGUCUGGACUUGCCGUCAUUGGUUUCUUGACUCUAAUAUGUUUCUUCAGGAUGUAUAGUCUCACACAGCUUCUGUUUCUUGAUGAUUCAACCUUGGUGAGGCUUGGAUAUUCGCUUGAACUUGACAGGGCUUUACGUUACCUAGCCUCCAUACUUGUACCUUCUUUCCUUGUGGAACUUGUGCACAAGAGCAUAUUUUUCUCCUCCGCUGAAGUAUCAUUUCCUUUCAUAAAGUCAUCUUGUGCUGCAUUGAACUUUGUGAUGUUCUUGCUUGUCUUAUUUUCAUGGGUUUACCGGACAGGAGUGUUCUUGCUUGUUUGUGUCCUUUUCUGGUUGACCUGUGAGCUGCAGAUACUGAGGUUUCGAGGGCUUUACAAGAUGUUCGAUAGAUGUGGAUCAGACACCAUAGAAGAUGUGUGUAAGGAACAUGUGAGGAUCAAGAAACAGUUAUCGGCUACAAGUCACAGGUACAGGUUCUUCAUAAUCGCGGCCUUUGUUGUGAUAAGUACCAGUCAGUUUGUGGCCUUACUGUUGGUUCUUGCCUCAAAGUCUGACAGGAGUUUCCUCAGCUCCGGUGAUUUGGUGGUAUGUUCUGCUGUACAGCUAAGCGGAAUCUUCCUGUGCUUGUUGGGUGCUGCAAGAAUCACACACAGAGCUCAAGGAGUAGUGUGUAUUGCAACGAGGUGGCACAUGGCUUUGACAUGCGCUUCUGAAGCCGUAUCACCCGAGAGUGACAGUACUGACUCAUCCGACAACAUAUACAUCAAUGUGUCACCGUCACUGGAUCUAUCUUCUUUCUUUCAGGCUAGACAAGCUCUAGUGGAAUACCUGCGACAUAACAACAAGGGAAUUACGCUCUAUGGUUAUGCACUCGACAGGGGAUUGCUCCAUACGCUUUUUGCAUUUGAAUUCUCACUGGUGAUGUGGAUUCUGAGCAAGGUUGUGGUUCUAUCUUAGAACUCACUAAGGUAUCUAUGAGACAACAGAAGAUACUGUGAAAGCUUCAAUUAAAGCUUCCAACAAUAGAUGCAAGAGAGAGAGUUCAACUGGAUUGUGAAUAUAUACAGAAACUAAAAGCUCUGAUUGAUGCACACAUAGAGAACCAGGUUAUUGUCAUGUGACAUUGUUGGGUUUGAAUGUUUGAUAGACAUCAUAAAUAUUGGUUGCUCCAACUGUAUUGCUUUUUUUUCAUUAUUGUAAUUGUCCCUUUCUCUCACCAGCCAUGUCCAACGUUUUCUAAUAACUAAUAAUAACUUAGCUCU
Camelina sativa (false flax) is the source of this 2325-nucleotide messenger RNA. The record is from RefSeq and is a predicted model, not a curated record. NCBI's taxonomy places the organism in Eukaryota, Viridiplantae, Streptophyta, Magnoliopsida, Brassicales, Brassicaceae.